AUGAUUGAGUUAAUGCCACGUGGUGGGCGUCUUGGUUUAAUCAAAAGCCACAAAGCUUCGAAAUCAGGGUUUGAGAGUUCCUUCAACUGUACGACAGAAUUGUUCACCCAGACUAAAGGUUGGAUAGACAAAUGUUAUGCAGAUGGAUUGUUCUCUGUCUGGCUAGGAAGAACUCCUGUUGUUGUCCUUUUUAAACCAGAAUAUGUUGAGAUAUUAUUAGCAAGUCAGAAAAACAUCACUAAAACACCACUUUACAUUUUUCUCCAUUCAUGGCUUGGAACAGGUCUUUUAACCAGCACCGGUAACAAAUGGAAAUCUCGUCGAAGGCUUCUCACUCCAACAUUUCAUUUCAAAAUUCUGAAUGACUUCGUUUCUAUUCACCAAAAACAAUCUGGUAUCAUGGUUGAAUUACUUCAGGCAAAAGCUGAUAAGGGUGAAUUUGAUAUAGCUCCUUACAUCACGCUCUGUGUCUUGGAUAUCAUAUGUGAAACGUCAAUGGGUAUCGACAUCAAAGCUCAAUAUGGCAGUAAUCCAGAAUAUACAAAAGCCGUGUUCAGCACGUGUGAACUUAUUCAAGAACGUCAAAAGUCACCAUGGCUUUGGCCCGAUUUUAUAUAUAAUAUAACGUCAUCUGGAAGAAGCCAUCAAAAAGCCUUGAAUGUUCUCCAUGGUUUCACAAACCAGGUGAUUAACGACCGUAUCGAGCAACGAAAAUUAUGGAAAACAGAGAAUUUCGAUGGUCCUGACGAUAGGGCGAUAUAUUCGUCUAGUAAUCGUCGUAUUCGGGCAUUUUUGGAUCUUUUAUUAGAGGAAUAUGAUCAGGGAAAUAUAACGAAGGAGGGCGUCAGAGAAGAAGUUGAUACAUUCAUGUUUGAGGGUCAUGACACAACAGCAGUUUCAUUACAAUGGAUCAUUCAUCUUCUUAGUAUUAAUCCUGAUGUUCAAUCACUCUUGCAACGAGAAGUAGAUAAUUGGUAUGAAUCUUUACCGCCUGAUGGAAAAAUUAAACCUGAACAACUUAAGGACUUAAGUUAUCUGGAAUGUGUCGUGAAGGAGGGAUUGCGAUUGUUUCCGUCUGUACCUCUCUUUGGUCGUGAAUUGACGGAGGAAUGUAAAUUCGGUAAGAUUUUUUUACAAAGCAAAGUGACAUGCAGCGCUGCUGAUAAUUAUAAUAAUCCGAGAAUGAACUAG
Messenger RNA from Dendronephthya gigantea, 1191 nucleotides. RefSeq names its product cytochrome P450 4V2-like. Lineage: Eukaryota; Metazoa; Cnidaria; Anthozoa; Malacalcyonacea; Nephtheidae. Gene Ontology annotation, molecular function: heme binding; monooxygenase activity; oxidoreductase activity, acting on paired donors, with incorporation or reduction of molecular oxygen. The transcript has 12 exons. The record is from RefSeq and is a predicted model, not a curated record. The coding region runs from base 1 to 1191 and encodes 396 amino acids.